Molecule: messenger RNA, 3463 nt
Organism: Ipomoea nil (Japanese morning glory)
Lineage: Eukaryota; Viridiplantae; Streptophyta; Magnoliopsida; Solanales; Convolvulaceae
Product: protein argonaute 2-like
Exons: 3
Coding region: 419-3226 (935 amino acids)
Biological process (GO): regulatory ncRNA-mediated post-transcriptional gene silencing
Cellular component (GO): cytoplasm
Molecular function (GO): protein binding; RNA binding
Source: RefSeq, a predicted model, not a curated record
UCAACGAAACAGAAGCGAUGAUUGUCGUCGGUUUGCUCCGCCCCUUUCUCAGUCUCAUCGAAGUUCCUGGAAUUUUCAAAACACCCUUUCUUUCUCGUCCAACAGAAACACUCACCCAAUCACUGCUCAAAGCUUGGCCGCCAUGGAAAUCCAUCUUUCGCUUUGCUUUCUCCACCCCAAUAAUGCCAAAUUUGACAUUCAGUAUCAUCAUAUCGGUCCUUCUUGAUGGAACUUCAAGCUAAGAUUCCCAUGCUAAGCAAUUCCCUUUUCUGGAAUUUGCUAUCUCAAGCUUUGUAUUUAUGGCUCUGAUCUUCAUUCGCCUAACACUCAAAUACUAGCUUCUUACACUCUUGUUUUUACUUAUUAGUGGAACCUCUGAGCUGAGCUGAGCUAUAUAUGAAUAACGGCAACGAACAGUAUGCGUCGCGGCGGUAGCGGUGGAAGUGAUCAAUACCGACGUGGUGAUGAUGGCGGAAGAGGUGGUGGCGGCCGCCGAGGGAAUCAUCACAACCGCCCAGGCCAAGGUGCCUUUGGUGGCGGACGAAGAAAUGCACCAGGUUGGGGUGGUUCUUGCAAUAACUCACCAGCCCAACCUCAGUCUAAGGCCCCUGCUGAGGCCAAUAUGCAAACACCGAGAAUUACUGAGCAGCAGGUCCAGUCUUCCCCUUCAGAAACAACUGCGAACCACCUUAAACCAGUUAACCGACCAGAUAGGGGAACUAUUGCUGUCAAGUCAAUCAAGCUGCGUGCUAAUCACUUCCGAGUAAGAUAUAAUCCUCGUACCACGAUAAUGCACUAUGAUGUGGAUAUCAAGCAAUUAGGCCCUGAUGCUCAGCCCCAAAAGAAGUCGAUACCAAAAUCUGUGUUGUUCUUGAUUAGGGACCAGCUGUUUCAAGAUUAUCCUGAUAUAUUUCCCGUAGAUAAGAUUGUUUAUGAUGGUGAGAGGAACAUUUUCAGUGCCAUUCAACUGCCUACUGGGAAAUUCAAGAUUGUGUUGUCUGAUGGGGAGAACUCCAAAACUCGCAUUUAUACGUUCUCGAUCAAGCUGGUUAGAGAUUGCUCGAUGAGGAGCCUCUUGCAAGCACCUCGGAAUAUGCUUCAGGGAUUGGAUUUGGUUAUGAAAGAUAACCCUUCUAGGCAUAGGAUGUCUAUAGGUAGAAGCUUUUACUCAACCGAGUAUCGAGCUCGUGAUGAUCUCGGGUGUGGGGCUGCAGCAUACAGAGGCUUCCGACAGAGUCUAAAGGUUACCUCACAAGGUCUUGCCUUGGGCGUGGACUACUCGGUUAUGGCAUUUCAUAAGCCACAGCCAGUGUUGGAGUUUCUUAACGAGCACAUCCCGAACUUUAGUAUAGACCGUUUCGACACCUUCAAGCAACGGGUGAUCGAUGCAGUACGAGGCUUGAAAGUGAAGGUCACCCACCGUGUUACCAAACAAAAGUUUACCAUCUCUAGGCUAACUGAUGAUAAAACUCGGGAUCUUUCUUUUGAGCUUCAAGAUCCAAAAGGAAAAAACCCACCUAGGAUAGUUUCUGUGGUUGAUUAUUUUAGGGAGAGAUAUGGCGUAGAGAUUAAGCACAAGGAUAUCUCAUGCUUGGAUUUAGGGAAAAAUAACAUGUCAAACUUUGUACCGAUAGAAUUCUGUGUAUUGGUUGAGGGACAAAGGUUUCUGAAGGAGAAUUUAGAGUUUGAAGCAGGCAGGUUGUUGAAAAGAAUAUCACAGCCUCCACCAGAGCAAAGGAUGGGUGCAAUCCAUGAAAUAAUGCAGGCAGUGGAUGGACCUUGCGGAGCUGUCACUCAAAGUUUUGGAAUUGGAAUCGAGAAGAACAUGACACCUCUUACCGGUCGUAUACUUCCUGCUCCUGAUUUGAAAUUAGGCACUUCAGAUAGAGUUCUUGUCAAUGAUAAAGGCCAAUGGGAUCUCGCUGAGAAUUCUUUAGUUGAGGGCAGACCAGUUCUGCGAUGGGCGUUGAUAGAUUUUACAACCUUUGAAUAUCGUCAUAGGCUAAAGGAGAGAUACUUCGUCAGCAACUUGAAGCAACGAUGCAAGGAGUUAAGAAUCCACCUCGAGGAUCCUCUAAUUCAUCGUCGUACUAACAUGCAGGAGCUCUCGAAUGCCAAGAAGGUUGAAGAUCUCCUUAAAAAUGUGGUUGAGGAUGCAAAUAAAAAAACCCCGGGUAAACUGCAAGUCAUAGUUUGUGUGAUGGGUUCAAAGCAUUAUGGGUAUAAGUAUUUGAAAUGGGUUUCUGAGACAAAGAUUGGAGUAGUUACCCAAUGUUGCUUGUCGAGAAAUGCAAAUGAAGCAAGGCAUCAAUAUCUUGGUCAUCUUUGUAUGAAGCUAAAUGCGAAGCUUGGAGGAAGCAAUGUGGAGCUCUUGGAAAGGCUCCCACAUUUCGAAGGCGAAGACGAUGUUAUGUUCAUUGGAGCUGAUGUCAAUCACCCGAGUGCACAAAACUCGACGGGUCCAUCCAUGGCUGCAGUUGUUGCCACGGUUAACUGGCCUGCUGCGAAUCGCUAUGCUGCUCGGGUUUGCCCACAAGAGCAUCGUAAAGAAAAGAUUCUUAGUUUCGGGAGCAUGUGUGGUGAGCUUGUGAAUACUUAUGCUCGAUUGAACUAUGUGAAACCCAAAAGAAUUGUGGUCUUUCGGGAUGGUGUGGGUGAGAGCCAAUUGAGCAUGGUUCUUAAUGAAGAACUAGAUGAGUUGAAGAAGGGUAUUUGUGAAGCAAACUACCAACCAACAGUGACUUUGGUUGUGGCUCAGAAGAGACACCCCACUCGGAUGUUUCUCCAGAAUAGGAGGGAUGGGGGUGGCUCUGGCAAUGUGCCUCCGGGAACUGUUGUAGACACAGUUGUUGUUCAUCCAUCAGAAUUCGACUUUUAUCUCUACAGCCAUUACGGGAGCAUUGGGACGAGCAAGCCAACACACUACUAUGUUGUCCAUGACGAGAAUCGUUUCAGUUCUGAUGACUUGCAGAGGCUCAUUUAUAAUUUGUGCUUCACUUCUGCUCGGUGCACCAAGUCUGUUUCACUCGUUCCACCGGUUUUCUAUGCAGACCUUGUUGCCUACCGGGGGCGCCUCUUCCAAGAGGUGGUCAGGGAGAUGGAAUCUCCCGUCUCAUCAUCGUCAUCAUCAUCUGAAUCAUCGUCAUCUUCAUCUUCUGCUGCUUCGUUCCAACGGAUGUUCUAUGAUGUGCAUCCAGAUCUCCAAAACAGCAUGUUCUUUAUCUGAUAUGAGGCUCUAAACAGCAGAGGAGGGUUGAGUUUGUUCGUGAAUCUAACUGGUUCGUGUAUUUUGCUUUAUGUCAGCUUUCCUUGAGUCAUCUGAGGCUGAUAGAAAUAAAUGUGUGUAUGUGCUAGUGUAAUUUGAUGUAUCUGAUAUGGUAAGCAUGUUACACUAAAUAUACAAGUAUAAUACAUGUAAUGUUUUAACUUCAUAGCGGGAGCCAAUAAGACCGAGCACCUUAAG